AGGUGUACUGUACUGUCUUCUCUCUCGGUUUCCUGUCCUUGGUUCAGAUCGUCUUUUCAGAUCAGGAAAAAAAAGGAGAGAUGAAGGAGGCGACGGCGUCGGGGGGCGGCGCGACGGCGACGGCGAACGACCCGAGGCAGCCGGCGACGGCGAGGCCGUACGCGCCGCCCAAGCUGUCGUCGCAGGACCUGCCCGUCGACUACGCGGGCUUCCUCGCCGUCGUCUUCGGCGUCGUCGGCGUCAUGCUCCACUACAAGGUGUGCUCGUGGAUCGCCAUCAUCUUCUGCGCGCAGUCGCUGGCGAACAUGAAGAACUUCGAGAAUGACCUCAAGCAGCUCUCCAUGGCUUUCAUGUUUGCUGUCAUGGGUUUGGUGACGAACUAUUUCGGGCCUCGCCCAGGCGGCACAAAACGCUAAUCUGCACACCAUGCGCCAUAUGAAGUUUCCUGUUAAAUUUUUGGUGCCUCGAAGCUACUGGCAUGGUGGCGCCCACCCACACUUCCGAAUCAUUGAGUCGGGCACGCGUCAAAUGUACCACCUCAUUUGUAGGGACCAAGACAUGUAUCAUGAUGCUCAGUAAUCUAUUUGCACGGUACUUGUUCUUCCAGUUUUAUUAUAAAGAUAGUUGAAGGGUCUUUGCCUACAUCACCA
This is a messenger RNA of Triticum urartu, 650 nucleotides long. Its product is annotated as asterix-like protein. Gene Ontology annotation, molecular function: protein folding chaperone. NCBI's taxonomy places the organism in Eukaryota, Viridiplantae, Streptophyta, Magnoliopsida, Poales, Poaceae. The record is from RefSeq and is a predicted model, not a curated record. Gene Ontology annotation, biological process: protein insertion into ER membrane. Gene Ontology annotation, cellular component: endoplasmic reticulum membrane.